AUUUAGUUUCGGUUGUUUUCGGUGCUAUUCUGCUUAGUUUAGUUAAACACUUGUCUGGGUUUCGCAGAUAAGUUAGAGAUCUCGCAUAGUGAAAUUGUAACAGAACCAAGUUCAAAAUGGAAGAGGAGUACGACGACGAGGCUUGGGUUGGACGGAACAGUCAGCUGGAGGAAGAAGCUGAUGGACCGGAAGAACCUCUGGAUAACCCACAAGAGGUGCUGGACGAGUGUGUCUCGAAGUUUGCCACCUCCGACUACAUCAUGGAACCCGGCAUUUUCACACAGCUGAAACGCUACUUUCAAGCGGGCGGCACGCCGGAACUAGUGAUUAACCAGUUGUCUGCUAACUACACAGCUGUCGCGCAGAUGGCUAAUUUGCUGGCGGAAUGGCUCAUUUUGGCCGGUGUGCGGGUGACGGACGUGCAAGCUAUGGUCGAAAACCAUCUUAAAGACAUGAUCCUGAAGACGUUCGAUCCGAAGAAAGCAGACAAGAUUUUCACGGAGGAAGGAGAAACGCCGGGCUGGUUGACGGAGAUGAUCGAGCAUCAUACGUGGCGAUCGCUCAUCUACCGGCUUGCCGAGGAGUAUCCGGAUUGUUUGAUGCUCAAUUUCACCAUAAAGCUCAUCUCUGAUGCCGGGUUCCAGAGCGAGAUUACUUCCAUUUCCACCGCCGCUCAGCAGAUUGAAGUCUUUUCACGAGUGCUGAAAACGGCUAUCGCUAAGUUUCUAAGUCAUCAAGAAGAUUGGCAAAGCGCAAUAGAAGAGUGCGCCAAAAUGGUGUGCCACGGGCAGCACACAUACGUGUACAGCCAAGUGUUGAUUCAAGUUUUGUCACAGGAAUCGAAAGGAGGAUUUAUCAUGAAGCGACUUUCGCAAGAGAUCACAAAGUAUGCUCUCAAAAAUAACCAUAACGUCACGCCCAUUACUAUGGCGCUGAACGGAUCCUCACGCCAUCCGCAAGCGUGCGAAGCCCUGACGUCCAUGCUGUCGCGUAAUACAUUAAAUCCGGCCGAUAUUACCGUGCUGUUCCGGAACUACUCUUCACCCGAGCCGCCCCCAAUCGACCUUAUACGGAACCCGCAGUUUUUAGACCUGCUCGUCGAUUCGCUGUUCAAAGUGGGGGUGAAAAUCAACCAGGAGCACAAAUCUAAGUACAUUUACCUGCUGGGGUACGCGGCGAGCGUGGUCGAGACGCCGACUAAGAAGGGACAGUCGAAGGGCGGCCAUCGUACCACGAACAAGGACGAGCUGAAGCCCACGAUUCACGCGAUCGAGAAGGUGCACGCCAUUUGCAACGUGAGCCGCGGCUCGUCCGAGCUGCUCGGGGACAUAUCGACACUGUACAACUGCAUCCGCUUCCCGGUGGUGGGCGUCGGAGUGAUCCGCUGGGUAGAGAACACCGUUACCGAGCCGUCGUACUUCAAACUGUGCACCGAAAGCUGUCCGCUGCACUUGGCCUUGCUCGAUGAGGUGGCGGUCGUGCACGCCUCCCUACACGACCAGAUACUGCGCUUGCUGAUCCGCCUGUUCGAAUCCAAGCAGGACGAGCUGGAGAUCCUGGUACAGCUCGAGAUGAGAAAGAUGCUUCUGGAUCGGAUGGUGAAUCUGUUGGCGCGCGGCUGUGUCGUCCCGGUGGUGAAGUACAUCAGCCAGUGCUGCAGCCGCGGCGACACAGACAUCUCGCUCAUCCGCUACUUCGUCACGGAGGUGUUGGAGAUGGUUACACAUCCAUACUCGUCGGAGUUUGUGCAGCUGUUUCUUCCGAUGGUGGAAAAUGAGGAAAUUACCGGUUCGAUGCGUGGCGAAGGUGAUAACGAUCCUGUGUCGGAGUUCAUAGUGCACUGCAAGGCGCACUAUAUGACGCUAUAAGGUGUUUUAGCAAAGAGUGCAGACCAGGGAAGUACUUUUGCAGUGUUGGAAAAUAAUGAUUUACUAGUCUCGUA
Anopheles coustani is the source of this 1942-nucleotide messenger RNA. RefSeq names its product negative elongation factor D (gene TH1). Gene Ontology annotation, biological process: negative regulation of transcription elongation by RNA polymerase II. NCBI's taxonomy places the organism in Eukaryota, Metazoa, Arthropoda, Insecta, Diptera, Culicidae. Bases 117 to 1868 code for a protein of 583 amino acids. The transcript is spliced from 3 exons. The record is from RefSeq and is a predicted model, not a curated record. Gene Ontology annotation, cellular component: nucleus; NELF complex. Gene Ontology annotation, molecular function: RNA binding.